Rasamsonia emersonii CBS 393.64 is the source of this 2883-nucleotide messenger RNA. RefSeq lists its product as uncharacterized. The record is from RefSeq and is a predicted model, not a curated record. Lineage: Eukaryota; Fungi; Ascomycota; Eurotiomycetes; Eurotiales; Trichocomaceae. The coding region runs from base 1 to 2883 and encodes 960 amino acids. The transcript is spliced from 3 exons.
AUGGAUUUUUUUCGAGUGGCUGGGCAAGUGUCAAGGUUGCGGGCCGCGCCGAGCAUCAUCGAGCAUCCAUCCACGGUAACUGAGCAUGCAGCUACAAGCAUCAAGAUAACUCGAAACAGGUACAACUCAGGAAUCACUGGCCAGCAUAAUGUGUCGGUCAGAAGACAAUUCUGGAGUGGCUGCCCAGCAGACGCGAUGUCCCUGGUGCCGUGUCUCAAGUCCUUGCGUCUGCCAGUCGCGACGUGCCACGCUGGUGGCUGGGGACAGCUCCGUCCAGCUCACUCACCAGCCUCCCCUCCUCAUCCCAACCCCCCGAUAUCCUCGACCACGGCCGCCAGCGAAUUAAUUAUUAACGCAAUGGACGCCGACGGCAUUUUUGGUGCUGCCAUCCCGCACAUUACUCAUCUUCGCGCGACCGUCAUGAGCUCUCCGGACCUGGCCAAUGUGAAGACUGUCAAUUACAGCAAACCGCAGCUCCUCCACCAACAGUCUCAACACUCUGCCGCCGCGUCGGAUGACUACUACUCGCUGUCGUCGUCCGCGAGCGAUACGAGCAACACCAGCAACAAAAGCAACAAGAGCAGCAAAAGCAGCAAAGUGACCGUCGUGCGGUAUUAUGCAAUCCCGCCUCCCCACAUUCCAUCUAAGCCGUCGUCUCCCCAGCAUUCCAGACCAAACCUUGUCGAGUCAUCGCAGUCGUCCGACAACAUGAAGGGACGCCGGACCCCAACCACCCGACCUGCCACCGCCAACACGGUGCGCUUUGGCGAAAACCAGGUUUGUGAGAUCAGUCCCAGACCAGACGCCGAUCCAAGACAGGAUAGCAAUGCGCCCACGCCCGGUGUCGACGAUACACCCUACAUCCGCUUUGCCAUCGACCAAUUGACCCGCGACGAGGAGGUGACGGGCGUUGGGAGACAUGGCUCCGUCGCCAGCAGUGACUACCCCGUCGAGCGUAUUGUCGGAGAUCAAGGACUGGGAUACUACAUCCGCUCAGGACCAACGACCGUCGAAAUCAAGAAACAGCAGCCCAGCAGGCAGAAGAGCUUCGAGCGCGAGAAGUCGGCCAGUGCGGACGUCUUUGUCGCCGUCGAACCCCAUGCAGGCGACUACCGAUAUCCCCCUCUGGACUAUGUCCCAUUGGUCCUUCGUCCAUGGGCCCUGGCCAUCUUCAUCUUGCUGUGUCUUCUGACGAUUGCUGGCGUUGCGUUCUGCAAUGUCUGGUCCCAGCGUCAUCAGGGUCUGUGGGAUUAUGAUCGUGUCGGGGGAUCGCGGUAUUUCGUAUUCCAGUUCCUCCCCCAGUUGCUGGCGAUUCUCCUUGUCAUCUGGAAUUUUGUCAUCCAGGCCGCCGUGUAUCGCACGAUUCCCUACUGCAUCAUGGCGUCAGAACGGCAGAUUAACGGCGUCCUGCAACACCUCCCGAUCUUGCCACGGAACUUUGUGCUCCCAGAUCUCUCCCACUUCAGGCACGGAGAGCCCCUGAUUGGAUUUUCGCUGUUUGCUCUAUGGCUGUCGAAUCUCUUUUCCAUUCCCUUACAGAGCUGCCUCUUUCAGACCAAGUUCUAUUACUUUGGCGUCCAGGGCACUUGGAGGUGGACUUCCGUCCAACCAGUGGGCUGGACGCUCGUUGCACUCUACGCACUGUUGGUCGUUGCGUUGUCUCUCAUCAUGUUUCGCUUCUGCCAAAGCUGGACGGGUCUGAUGUGGGAUCCAGUGAGCUUGGCGGAUCUCAUCCCGCUAAUUCAGAGGUCGAAUAUUCUGCGUGACUUCGAUCGUUCUGAGACAGCCCCGAGCGUGCGCGACUCCUCGACUAAGAGGGUACUUCGACUGGGUUACUGGCGGCUGUUGGACCACGAGGAGAUCUUCUAUGGCAUCGGACAGGAAUAUGCCCCGGAAGACUCAACUGUCAACCAAUCCACCACCAGUCAGGAGAAGCAUCCAGCCGCCUCGUCCAGCGCAGCUGUAAACGAGGACCCGGAACAGCAGGGAAUCUUGCGGAACGAAGCCUUUGAACGGACUCUGCACUCCCCUUUCGUUCGGUACAGGUGGACCGUUUGGUUUUUGCGGGAUACCUCCAUCCUGGCGUGGAUCGUGAUUGCUCUGUUCCUGUUUACCGCGUUCGUGAUAGUCAGCUUUGUCAAGAAUGCCAUUGAACGGGGAUUUCUGCCGCUGUUGCCGACCUUGGCGUCGGCCAGCGGGUUUUCCGCAUCGAACUUCGUCUACAGCUUCAUUCCUGCGUUCAUUGGGACCGUCCUGUUCCUUGCGUGGCAGCCAAUUGACGUGUACUUCCGCGCUGUGCAGCCCUUUGCGUCGUUGUCGUCUCCAGAUGGCGUCUCUGCGGAGAAGAGUUUGUUGCUCUCGUACCAGUCUUGCCUUCCCAUCGAAGUGACGAUUCGUGCACUGCUUGCCGGGCACUACAAGGUUGCUUGGAUCUCGUUCAUGAGUUUCGUGUCACUGGCCAUUCCGGUCCUCUCGGGAGGUAUCUUCAUCGCGCUGUGGUACCCAUCGCAAGAGCAGGUACGCAUCUCGGCGUGUCUGCCUGCGUUUUACACGCUGGUCGCCUUCUGCGGGUUGUAUGCGCUUUCGUUUCUGGUGAUCUGGCCGCGUCGCCGGCGCUACCUGCCCCACGACAUCAGCACGCUGGCAGAUCUGAUCAGUUUCCUCUACCAGAGCCCGCUGCUCACUGACAAACUGCUGCGCGAACCUCGAGCGAAGACAGACCUAGUGACGCGAUUAGUCGUCACCCCGCCAGGACAGCAAGAAGCGCCCGUUUAUGGAUUUGGGAUCUACAAGGGUCUGGACGGAAGGGACCAUCUUGGCAUCGACCGUGUUCAUCGGCCCGGACAGCCAGACAUGCUCAUUACGUCGGCGUGGAUGAAGUAG